AUUCCCUCCUCCAUCUGCAGUAACAUUCCUUAGACGGUAGACGGCUGCCGUUACAAACAGUAGAAAGAAAACACUCGCCGAAAUAAGGAAGAGGAUGCGCAAGGAAGAAAGACUGAAAGAAGAACCUGCGAAUUAAGGACCUGUGCCGAAUUAAAGAGGAAGAAGAACCUGCGGCGCAAAUAACCCGUGGCUCUCAAUUAUGGAAGAAGCUGCGCCGCUCAACGAAGAACCAGCAACGCCCAAAGAAAUUACAUACUCCGGCGAGAACGCAGAGAAUAUAUGUGGCAGUUCAUCAUAUGAUAAAUCAGAUGAGGAAGGCGGUUCUCUAUCAAAUGGUGAAAGUGAAAAAUCCGGUGAUGAACAUGGCGCUGGCAUGAAUCUUGAAGAUGGUGAGUUUAAAAGGAUUUCAGACUUGACGCCAGAUGAGAUACGUGCACUACAAUUUGGAAGUGAAGAUGAAGCUUAUGAGUUUUACUCGAAGUAUGCCAAAUGUCAUGGUUUUGUGGUAAGGGAACACAGUGUACGUCGUAACAAAAGUAACAAAUUGGUUACACGUCACUUUGUAUGCAAUAGACAGGGAUUAAGAAACCCAAAACAUUUGACAAGGUCCGACAGGAAAAGAGGUCAUAGACCGUUAACCCGAACUAAUUGUGAUGCAAAGUUUCAUAUACGUUAUAAGGCAAAAGAUUCAUGUUGGAUAGUGACAUGUUUUCAAGAGACUCAUAACCAUGAAUUGACCCCUUCAAAAUAUGUGCAUUUAUUAUCUGCUUACCGUGGAAUGACUGAUGCAGAUAAAGCACAGGUUGAUAGCCUCCAUUCACAGGGAAUUAGAACUUGUCAUAUCAUGGGGUACAUGGUGGCACAAAAAGGUGGAUACAAUAAUGUUGGCUUUACAAAAAAAGACCUAUACAACUAUUUUGAUAGCAAAAUGUGUGGUGAUAUUAAAGAUGGAGAUGUUAUUGCCGCAUUAAGCUAUCUCCAUGGGAAAGCUGACAACGAUCCCAUGUUAUAUGCCAAAUUCUCUACUACUGAUGAUGGUAGACUUAGACGGAUUUUUUGGGCAGAUGGUAAGAGCAGAUCUGAUUUUGCAUGCUUUGGUGAUGUGCUUGCUUUUGACACAACGUACAAGAAGAACAAGUACAAUUAUCCUCUUGUUAUUUUCUCAGGAUGCAAUCACCAUUUACAGACUUCUAUAUUUGGUUGUGCUUUGGUUUCAGAUGAAACAACUGAAACUUAUAAGUGGGUGCUAGAAUCUUUUUUGGAAGCAAUGGGCAAUAAGCAUCCCAAUGCAGUAGUGACAGAUAGUGAUGGAGCUAUGAGGGAGGCUAUAAAACAUGUAUUUCCAUCUGCAUUUCAUAGGCUAUGUGCAUGGCAUUUGCAUAAGAAUGCAUGUGAAAAUGUGAAGAUCCCUCUUUUUCUGAAGGAUUUCAAGACUGUUAUGUAUGCCAAUUUUACACGAGAUAGAUUUGAGACGUUUUGGAAAGAUAUGGUUGUGCAGCAUGGUCUUGAGGGGAACAGCUGGGUUCUCAAAACCUACAACAAUAGGUACUUGUGGGCCACAGCAUAUUUGCGUGAUCAAUUCUUUGGUCUUUUUCGAACUACAUCACAGUGUGAAUCUAUUAAUGCAAUCAUAAAGACAUAUGUUAAAAAGAAGUGCAGUUUUUUUGAGUUUAUGCAUAACUUUGAGCGAGCAUUGAGAGAGUUUAGGAAUAAUGAGUUUGUUGCUGAUUUUAAGUCUCAUUUUACUACACCUGUCCUCACUACAUCACUUCAAAAGAUAGAGCAGGAAGCUGCACAAAUAUUUACUGAUGAGAUUUUUCAAGAAGUCAAAAAUCAAAUUAUAUUGGGUUGUGCAUUAAUUGUUAAGGAGCGAGUGGUUAAUGGGGAUGAACUUAUAUUUCGAUUGACGAAGUAUUGUGAUCUUGAUUCUGAAACUAAUGUUGUUUAUCAUACUUCAAAGUUGGAGUUUUCUUGUGCUUGUAAACGAUUUGAGUCCCGUGGCAUUCCAUGUUCACAUAUCAUUUGUGUCAUGAAAGAGGAACAUGUGGACCAUAUUCCACAUCAUUUGGUUUUAACACGGUGGACCAAAAAUGCUAAAAGCGCUUUCAUGUCAUCAAAUUCGUGUGAGUCUACAGAUCCAGAUAUGAUGGAGCUUGCUCGCUUUGGAGCUUACAGUGGUGCUUGUAUCAGGUUUUGUAAAGUUGCUGCAAAAACGAGUGGAUUGUACAAUGACGUAAUGGACGACAUAUUACAUCUUACAGAAAAGUAUGAGAUGUUGGAGAAGAAGAAGUUAGCUGACCCCAUUGGCACAGAAGGUUCAUUAGUCAAUCAUAUAGGUGAUCCUAAUAUGGUGAAGACUAAAGGAGCUCCAAAGAAAAAUAAGUCAAGUAUGAAGAGAGUGCGGCAUUGUUCAAAUUGUGGAAGCACAAAACACAAUGCAAGAACAUGUAGGAAUGAGAAGCGUAAACAUGAAAAUGCGUUUUCUCAUUCGGACGGUUCUGAAUUUAGCACAAGAUCUGAUCAUGAUGGUAGCCGUGAUUGUAAAUCAAAAAAAGCAAAAGGCUCUUCACAAGAUUUGGAGAAAGAUGGUAUGAUCAAAGGGGUUUGUUCUUCUGAUGGAGGCCAUCCUAUCUUGUCUCACACACAACCUAUGUUUCAACCAAAGCAGCCUCAAAUAUACGAGCAUGGUAGUUCAAGCCAAGCAAAUUUGAACUUUUUGAACUAUGCCGGAGUUCCUUUUUAUCCUCACAAUGUGCAAUCAGUUAUGGUUCCUCCGGAAGUUCCUAUUUAUCCAUUUAAUACACAAUCUGGUGUGAAUAAAAGCUCAUCAUGUCUUGAAUUGCUUCAACAAGUCAUUAAAAAUAAUGGUGCACAUAAGAGUACACCAUGAUCAUACGAGUAGAUCUACUUGAUGGAUAGUCUACCCGGGGGUAUAUAUCCGAAGGGUUAUUACGGGGAAUAACUUAGAGAGAAGUCAGAGCAAGCAAGUAUCCCCGUCUCCAUGGUGAACGUGAAGGGCCUUACUCGCCUGAAGAAACAGGACCCGAAGGGGUCGGGACAGGGCAGCCAGAAGCCCGCCACUGCCCUCUUCAAGAAAGCCGAGGGCGAUGCUGCUGCCGGCAAGAGGAAGGCGGCGACCAAGGGGUCCCCCCCCCCCCCGGCUACCAAAAAGCCGAAGAAGGGGGAUGUCGCCGAGAAGGAGCCCCCGGUCAUUAUUGCUGAUGAGCACCCCGCCUCCGGGGUGCAUGUGGAGAAGCCGUCGGGCGAAACGCCGGCGGGGGCAGAGGAGUUGCUGCCUGAGGUCCUCCAAGUUUUGUUCCCGAGGGGGACAUCCCUGGCCAGCGGCGCUGUCGACCCGGGGGCCAUCUUGAGGGGCAUAACCCCUGAGACUGAUAGGGCUGCCCUCGGGGCCUAUAACGAUGCGGCCCUCGAGGACCACAUUCUCCGCUCCUCCCUUUCUGCUUGUCUAGCCCUCGGUGAACAUGCCCGGAGGCUUCAAGAAUGGCGCCUCCAUAAAGCAGAGCAGGAUGCCAAGAUGAAGGAAUGCAUCCUCAAAAACAAGGAGGCGGUGAAGUUGGGGGCCAGGCUGGAAGAGGAGCUUCGGCAAAUGGAGCUGAGAUUGGGGGCUGCAGAGAAGGGCAAGGCCGAUGCUGAGGCCGCUGCUGAGGAGGCCAGGAGAGCUGCCAAAGAGGCCGAGGACUCCAAGGCGCUAGCCGUCGCCAAGGCUCGGGAGGAAGUCGUGGAUGCCUUCGUCGCCGAGGGCUGGAGGGCCGAGGGACGCAAGAUGUGGUUGUCCUCGGUCGUGGAGGCACACGUCGAGGAAUGGGCCGAGGGCCCCGGGUGGGAAUGGAUGGCCCGGAAGGGCAGAGAAUAUUAUGAGGCCGGCGAAUUCUUCACCCAGGCCCUCAUUUACCGGAGGAUGGCUCGGCAUUUGGGCAUUGAGCAAAAAGAUUUCUCCCCCUCGGCGUAUGGCCUUCCUCCCCUGCAGCCUGAUGUCCGUGAGUCGCUCCCGGAAGGUGUUCAGAGGCCCGAUCUUGAGGACACGGAGUUGAAGAAUGAGGUCGAGGACGACGCUGUCGAGACCGGAGCGGAGGCAUCAUCGAGGCCGGCUGCAGAGGGCACCCUGGUGAAUGACGCUGUUGUAGUUGUAGAGUGACUUUGUACUUAGAAAUCCUUGAACAUAUUUUGUAAUGAACAACAUUGAUCCUUCGGCUUCGGCCUGUUUGUAAAUUUCACACUUACUUUGUUUGUGAUGAAUGCAUGCUGCCCCGGGGCUCUU
Cuscuta europaea is the source of this 4279-nucleotide messenger RNA. The record is from the annotation of a GenBank genome assembly. NCBI's taxonomy places the organism in Eukaryota, Viridiplantae, Streptophyta, Magnoliopsida, Solanales, Convolvulaceae.